This is a messenger RNA of Daphnia carinata, 1819 nucleotides long. Its product is annotated as F-box only protein 47-like. The transcript is spliced from 9 exons. The record is from RefSeq and is a predicted model, not a curated record. Gene Ontology annotation, molecular function: protein binding. The coding region runs from base 111 to 1742 and encodes 543 amino acids. Lineage: Eukaryota; Metazoa; Arthropoda; Branchiopoda; Diplostraca; Daphniidae.
AAAAUAUGUGGGAGAAAGUUGACAAAACAAGAAUAUUUAAUCGCUCCAAAAUUGCCAUUCGGGAAGGCUGUUGUUUAGGGGUUGGCUCUAAUUCUAAUUCUUGAUGUUCUAUGGCUAUGGAACAAUCCCAGAAUGAAGCAAAACGAGAGACUGCGACUUCCACACUAAAACUUCUCGACGUGUUUCCACGAGACAAAGUCAUUGUCUUUAAAGUUUCUGUGAUUUUUACAAUAGACCUUAGAAUCACUAACGAAAUGCAUGAUGAAAAUGGUAACGAUUAUGACGGCUCAUUUGUGAUACCGACAAGUAUUUUAUCGGGUACAGGACGCUCGCUGAAACGAUCUAAAAGUAUUAACAACUCACGUAAUCCCUGGAUCGACUUGUCUCCAGCACCGUGUCCUGAAGAGAUCAGUAGUAGCCACGAAUCUUCGCUACCUAUUUGUUUGAGACGAUCGUCUCAGUCGGCAGCACUAAGUCCUUGCGGCAGCUUUGAAGAAUUGCCAACAGAAUUAAUCUACAACAUCCUAAAAUAUCUGCCUUGGACAAGCAUUGGGCACCUCGGCCAAACAUCCAAAGAUAUGCGAAACAUCCUCAUACGUUGGACUGGGACUUCUCGAAUGCAAUAUCGCCUAAUGCAAACGAUUUUACGUACUAGGCUAACUUCAUCACAAAAAACAUGGAACGGAAAGCUCUCUUUGCCAAGUGAACUUCAUACCGAAUGUCAACGGACGGGCGUACUUCUCAAAUUGUUGACCUGCCUCUUUCCCACCCCUCAAAGAUUGGGACUUUACUACCAGUUAACUACCGAGGUAAAGCGUGGAAUUGUGGAGCGGUCUCCGGAUUACGAGCCACAUUUAAUCGCAGCAAGUGCUGGAGUAAUCCUCCAUUCACUGAUAUCUGGUUGGGAUAAACGCGAGUGUACGAAGGUCUACUCUCUUUUAUGCCAAUGGAACAAUAUUGGCUCAACGCUGGCCGACUACAUGAAAAAUCCUAUUUCUACAAACGCAAACGUUGAAAGAAGUCUGCGAAUAUAUCUGCGUUCACUUUUCUUGGAUUUCGCUGCACCCUGUGACAGGUCAAUGUGGAUAGGAAUCGUCUUUGAUUGCCCAGAAUUGACGGAUCCCCAGGAUUUAGCUAAGCUACUUCUUCUACUGUAUGCGCCUCUCCAACCUAGCGGUGCCAUAAUAUGGGAUUUUUUCGAGGAGGACAUGGAGUUUGCGGCUUACACAGAACAGUAUAAGAUGUUGGCUGAAACUUUAGCUGGUAUUAUUACACCAGCUCGAAAAUAUUAUUCACCCCAGGAAGUGGUGGAUGUAAUCCAAUCCCUGACAGGGUUACCGACCUUAUGGCCAACUCGAUCAGCGGCGGCCUUUUUGCUGUGUCUUCACUGUGUUGACAGCAAACCUGUCAUAACAUACUUUAAGCACCUGUCAUCCAACGAACAUAGGGGAAUGGCAAUUGAAGUCCUGUCAAACAUCUUCUAUAUUGCAUCAGAAUUUAUCUCAGCCGAACCUUUGGGAAAUUCAGGAAUUAGUUAUCGAUCUGUGCUAAACCUUAUUCGUAAUGCAAUUAAUUGUGGUUGGAGCCAUGAUGACAGACAAGCGAUAGUACAAGAGAUGUGGAAUGAAAUCAGAGAGCUGUGUGUCAACUUAUUGGAUGAUGCUGUCCUGAUAGGAAAUGCUGAAGAAUUACAUAACCUGAUGGAAACAUGGAAGGAGAUCAGUAUACAACUUACCUUUUAAGAAUGCCUUACACAGGUUCGUUUUUGAAAAGGCAUCGACGCAAGUGUUUUGAUUUCACGGCAAAGCCAAGAUUGCAC